This is a messenger RNA of Oenanthe melanoleuca, 1159 nucleotides long. It is a transcript of the gene TMEM52, whose product is annotated as transmembrane protein 52. Lineage: Eukaryota; Metazoa; Chordata; Aves; Passeriformes; Muscicapidae. Bases 350 to 862 code for a protein of 170 amino acids. The transcript has 4 exons. The record is from RefSeq and is a predicted model, not a curated record.
CGCGGGCGGGGCGGUGCUGCCGGCUCCUGCGGGUGCUGCCGGCUCCUGCCCCGCCGAGGCUCUGCCCCCCGGGAUGAUGCUGGUUAUUUAUUGCGCUGCCCAGCACGGGCUGUCCCCAGGGCUCGGUGUCCCCUUUCAGCGCCGUUCGCGUGUCCUUGAAGCGGCGGUGCCGCCCGUGGGCUCCCCGGCACCGGCCCGCAGCCUGGAGCCUCCCCAGCACAUGCAGCAGGGACUCGAGGCGCUUCUGCUUUGGCCACCCGCUGAUCCAUCCCGGGGUCCCCCUUUCCUAAACAUCGCUCUGUUCUGGGAACACCUGUGAGAGAACAACUCUGCCCGAUGCCCUCAGAACAUGUCUGAUUGGACAAGUCUGUGGUAUGUCUGGUUGAUCUUGCUGCUGGUGUUCCUGCUGCUGCUCUGUGGGGUCUCAGCGAGCUGCAUCAAAUUCUGCUGCCGCAAGAAGAGGCUCCCGGUGGAGAGCUUCCCUCGGCACCCCUGUGACCUGGCAGUGAUUGGCAUUGACAGUGACAGCACUGCCCACAGCACAGUGACCUCAUACAGCUCAUGGCAGUACCCUCCAAGUGUCCAGAUUCCUUUGGUAUUUGUGGAUAUGGAUAAGAACACUGUGUCCCCUCCAGCUUACAGCCUCUAUGCCAUGGACCUGCCUCCUUCCUAUGAUGAAGCUGUUCAAAUGGGAAAGCAAGUGGCACGGACAAACCAGAAACUUAAUGACAUCCCUGAACAGGUGACACCAGGAGGGCUGAAUCCCAGCCAGUCCCCACCUGACACAAUCAACAGAGAUCCAGCAACACAGGCAAAUUCAGAAGAUUCAGAAGAUGCCACAAAAGAACAGCCACAGGUCUGACUCAGCUCAGAUGGGGAGUAAAGGGAAGGACUGUAAGAGUUAAAGAAGACAUGAAGAGUUUGGGUUUAUUAGUAGGUUAUGAUGGAAAGAUGUUUCUUCUCAUGCCCCUGUAAUGAUCUGUCAGAAGAAAUGUUUUCUGAGACUGCUGUAAUCCCCUGGUAAAGCUUCUUCAAGGAUAUGAAAUGAGGUAAAAGGGCAGCAGUUUAAAAAUGCCUGUAAAAGUGGGACGUGAAUGCGUGUUCAUCUUCUGAUAAAAAAAUUGUUCCUUAUGUCCAGCAAUAAAAAAGGUCAGGAGAA